Molecule: messenger RNA, 957 nt
Organism: Jaculus jaculus (lesser Egyptian jerboa)
Lineage: Eukaryota; Metazoa; Chordata; Mammalia; Rodentia; Dipodidae
Product: olfactory receptor 4A16-like
Exons: 2
Coding region: 1-957 (318 amino acids)
Biological process (GO): G protein-coupled receptor signaling pathway
Cellular component (GO): membrane
Molecular function (GO): olfactory receptor activity; G protein-coupled receptor activity
Source: RefSeq, a predicted model, not a curated record
AUGGGACAGAGAAACAAUGUCACAGAAUUUGUCCUCCUGGGCCUCACUCAGGAUCCUGCUGGGCAAAAAGCAUUGUUUGUCAUGUUCUUACUCAUGUACAUUGCGACAGUAGUGGGAAAUCUGCUCAUUGUGGUGACAAUAAUUUCCAGCACCUCCUUGGGCUCCCCAAUGUACUUCUUCCUUGCCUACCUGUCACUCAUGGAUGCUGUUUAUUCCACUGCCAUAUCACCCAAGUUGCUUAUGGACUUACUCUGCAGCACAAAGACCAUCUCCUUCACAGCUUGCAUGGGCCAGCUCUUUGUAGAGCAUUUAUUUGGUGGUGCUGAAGUCUUUCUUCUGGUGGCCAUGGCCUAUGAUUGGUACGUGGCCAUCUGUAAGCCACUGCACUACUCAACCAUCAUGAACAGACGGGUUUGCAUCCUUCUGAUGUUGAUGUCCUGGGCUGGAGGAUUUUCACACUCUGUGGUUCAAGUUCUCUUUGUGUACAACCUCCCUUUCUGUGGUCCCAAUGUCAUUGACCACUUUGCCUGUGACAUGUAUCCAUUAUUGGGACUUGCAUGCAUUGACACCUACUUCAUUGGCCUCACUGUGGUUGCCAAUGGUGGAGCCAUCUGUUUGGUGGUCUUUGUCCUUCUCCUAGUCUCCUAUGGAAUUAUUCUAAACUCUCUUAAGAAGCACAGUCAGGAAGGGAGGCGCAAAGCCCUGUCUACCUGUAGCUCCCACAUCAUGGUGGUGGUUCUAUUUUUUAUUCCCUGUAUUUUCAUGUAUAUAAGACCUGUUUCCAACUUUCCAAUUGAUAAAUCCCUGGCUGUUGUUUAUACAAUUGUCACUCCCAUGUUGAAUCCUUUAAUAUACACCUUGAGAAAUUCAGAGAUGAAAAAUUCUAUGAAAAAACUUUGGUGUGAAAAGUUAUCUAUGGUGAAGUUGAGAAUAGUCUCAUGUUUAUUGGCAGUCUAG